UAGGGGUUUGGAAUUGUAUCCCAUAAUUCAAUAACUAGUUAUGACUAGUUAAUAGUGCUAAUCACUAUUUUCAACCCUAGUUGCUGACCCUGGAAAGUGGAAACGACUCACCCUAGAAACGCGUCUUCUUCAAGCUGUUACACUUAUAUAAAUACCCUUCAAACCCUAAUAUUUUCUCCACCACAGUCGCAAUCGUUCAAUUGUGUUCGCUGCUUCAAUAUCUCAAUCCGUUUUCUUCUUCUUUCUUCAUCUUUCUACUAUGGCUUCCUACACCGUCGUUUUGAUGCUAGUUGCCACAUUGUUGGUGAGUUCCACCAUUGCUCAAUCUCCAGCAUCAUCUCCAACCAGAUCGCCGGUUGCCUCUCCACCAAAGUCUUCUCAGUCUCCGUUUCCGUCUCCAGCGGUUUCUCCUUCUGUGCCUGUGAAGAAUGCUCCCUCUCCGUCACCUUCCGCCGUCAACUCUCCACCAUCUCCUCCUCUUACUCCGGCCGUCACUCCAGCUGCCACUCCAGCUGUCACUCCAUCGGCGAUCUCUUCUCCAUCUGAAGCACCAUCACCUUCCGAAAACAGCGCCGCUUUGAACAGAUUCACCGUCGCCGGAUCUGCCGCUAUCGUGGUUUUUGCUGCUGCUUUGAUGAUGUAGAGAGUCACUCUUACUUUUUAAUUUAAUUUAUUUUGUUUUUAACUAUGGAUUUUCAUGGAUCGUGAACAUUACCUCCAUUUUGCCCUGUUUUGAUCGAUCUCAGUAACGAUUCCUUCAUUCUAUUAUUUUGUGUAGUUUAAUUAUUAAUUUAGUGAGUGAUCCAUUAUUUUCUCUUCAA
Lathyrus oleraceus (garden pea) is the source of this 821-nucleotide messenger RNA. Its product is annotated as classical arabinogalactan protein 1. Bases 260 to 643 code for a protein of 127 amino acids. The transcript has a single exon. The record is from RefSeq and is a predicted model, not a curated record. Lineage: Eukaryota; Viridiplantae; Streptophyta; Magnoliopsida; Fabales; Fabaceae.